GGUCGCCUCGCCGGCGGGAGCGAGCGCGGGUGCCCAGGGCCCAGGGCGCGCACCUUCGUCCGCGGUUCUCCCGCACAGCGGCGACUGCGAUCGCGCUGCAGGGUUAGUGCAACCUCAACUCCAGACAAAGGUGGGAUAUCAUGGCAUCUGUCUGGGUUGGACACCGAGGGACAAUGAGAGACUAUCCAGGCUUUAGCCCAUCAGUGGAUGCUGAAGCUAUUCGUAAGGCAAUCAGAGGAAUUGGAACUGACGAGAAAACGCUCAUCAGCAUUCUGACUGAGAGGUCAAACGCACAGCGGCAGCUGAUUGUGAAGGAAUAUCAAGCAGCAUAUGGAAAGGAGCUGAAAGAUGACUUGAAGGGUGAUCUCUCUGGCCACUUUGAACAUCUCAUGGUGGCUCUUGUGACACCACCAGCAUUGUUCGAUGCAAAGCAGCUAAAGAAAUCCAUGAAGGGCACUGGAACAAAUGAAGAUGCCUUGAUUGAAAUCUUAACCACCAGAACAAGCAGGCAAAUGAAGGAGAUCUCUCAAGCCUAUUACACAGUAUAUAAGAAGAGUCUUGGAGAUGACAUUAGUUCUGAAACAUCUGGUGACUUCCGGAAAGCUCUGUUGACUUUGGCAGAUGGCAGAAGAGAUGAAAGUCUGAAAGUGGAUGAGCAUCUGGCCAAAAAGGACGCCCAGAUUCUCUACAAUGCUGGUGAGAACAGGUGGGGCACGGACGAAGAUAAAUUCACUGAGAUCCUGUGCUUAAGGAGCUUCCCUCAACUGAAGCUAACAUUUGAUGAGUACAGGAAUUUCAGCCAGAAGGACAUUGAGGACAGCAUAAAAGGAGAAUUAUCUGGGCAUUUUGAAGAUUUACUGCUGGCCAUAGUUCAUUGCACGAGGAACACGCCUGCCUUUUUAGCUAAAAGACUGCAUCAGGCUUUGAAGGGUGCUGGAACUGAUGAGUUUACUCUGAACCGAAUAAUGGUUUCCAGAUCAGAAAUUGACCUGUUGGAUAUUCGAGCCGAGUUCAAGAGGAAUUACGGCUAUUCCCUAUAUUCAGCAAUUAAAUCAGAUACCUCUGGAGACUAUGAAAUCACCCUCUUAAAGAUCUGUGGAGGAGAUGACUGAGUGAAGAAGAUGAUCUCCAAAAGUCACCUGCUCCCAUGAUGAGCUCUUUCCAAGGCUCCGCUCGUUUCUUUCCCACAAUAUUUAAAAGUGUAAGCAAGUGUAAACAGCAACCUGUUUUCCUCACAGAAAUUUUUAUUGUCCCAUAACAACAAUAACAACAAAAGUGAUUAUUUUAGAGUACCUCAUUUAUAAUGUAGUAGUUUAUAAAUGAAAUUUAAGACGGUAUUAAGGAUCUUGUAACACUAUCCAAUUACACUCAUAUUUCUGCUUAGAAAGUCAGAAUCUGUAUAGUUCUAACCCAUUAAAUAUAAAGCAGGGUAAUAAAAAUUGCUGCCUUUCUUAAAGAUAAUUUGUCUGUUUUUAGAGUCUACCAGCAUUGGGCUGGUGCUAACAACUAAUGUUAUUUCAAAACACAUUUUUGUUAUGAAAGCUGUCAUUGCUUCAAUUUAUCUAUCACCUUAUUAA
Cynocephalus volans (Philippine flying lemur) is the source of this 1577-nucleotide messenger RNA. It is a transcript of the gene ANXA3, whose product is annotated as annexin A3. The record is from RefSeq and is a predicted model, not a curated record. The coding region runs from base 141 to 1112 and encodes 323 amino acids. The transcript is spliced from 13 exons. NCBI's taxonomy places the organism in Eukaryota, Metazoa, Chordata, Mammalia, Dermoptera, Cynocephalidae. Gene Ontology annotation, cellular component: cytoplasm. Gene Ontology annotation, molecular function: phospholipase inhibitor activity; calcium-dependent phospholipid binding; calcium ion binding.